UCGGCCCUGGGCUCGCUGCGAGCAGCCGGCCGAGUCAUGGGCUGCGACGGCCGGGUGUCGGGGCUGCUCCGCCGCAACCUGCAGCCCACGCUCACCUACUGGAGCGUCUUCUUCAGCUUCGGCCUGUGCAUCGCCUUCCUGGGGCCCACGCUGCUGGACCUCCGCUGCCAAACGCACAGCUCGCUGCCCCAGAUCUCCUGGGUCUUCUUCUCGCAGCAGCUCUGCCUCCUGCUGGGCAGCGCCCUCGGGGGCGUCUUCAAGAGGACCCUGGCCCAAUCGUUAUGGGCCCUCUUCACCUCUACCCUGGCCAUCUCCCUGGUAUUUGCUGUCAUCCCCUUCUGCCAUGAUGUGAAGGUAUUGGCCUCGGUCAUAGCGCUGGCGGGCCUAGCCAUGGGCUGCAUCGACACCGUGGCCAACAUGCAGCUGGUGAGGAUAUACCAGAAGGACUCAGCCUUCUUCCUUCAGGUCCUCCAUUUCUUCGUGGGCUUUGGUGCUCUGCUGAGCCCCCUGAUUGCUGAUCCCUUCCUGUCAGAGGCCAACUGCUUUCCUGCUAAUAGCACAGCCAAUGCCACCUCCAGAAGCCACCUGUUCCAUGCAUCCCCGGUCCUGGGCCAGCAUCAUGCAGCAACCCAGCCUUGGUCAAACCAGACGAUCCCUAGGCUGCCCCCAAAGGAUUCGACAGAGAACCACGUAUCCUAUGCCUUCUGGAUCAUGGCUCUCAUCAACCUCCCAGUGCCCCUGGCUGUUCUCUUCCUGCUGUCCAAGGAGCGGCUGCUGACCUGCCCCCAGCGGAAGCCACUGCUCCUGUCUGCAGACGAGCUGGCACUGGAGACCCGGCCCGCUGAGAAGGACGACACCUCCUCACUGGCCCCCAGGUUUCAGUCACACUCAGGGCAGGAGGACCUGUUCAGCUGCUGUCAGAGGAGGAACUUCCGGGGUGCCCCCUGCUCUUUCUUCGCCAUCCACAUCACAGCCGCUCUGGUCCUCUUCAUGACGGACGGGAUGAUGGGUGCGUAUUCUGCCUUUGUGUAUAGCUAUGCUGUGGAGAAGCCACUGUCUGUCGGACACAAGACGGCUGGUUACCUCCCCAGCCUCUUCUGGGGCUUCAUCACCCUGGGCCGGCUCAUCUCCAUCCCUGUCUCCUCCAGGAUGAGGCCAGCCACCAUGGUGUUCAUCAACGUGGUGGGAGUGGUGGUGACAUUCCUGUUGCUGCUUAUUUUUUCCUACAAUGUCAUCUUCCUGUUCGUGGGGACCGCAAGCCUGGGGCUGUUUCUGAGUAGCACCUUCCCCAGUAUGCUGGCCUACACUGAGGACAUCCUUCAGUACAAAGGCUGUGCGACUACAGUGCUGGUGACCGGGGCAGGAAUUGGCGAGAUGGUCCUGCAGAUGCUGGUUGGUUUGAUCUUCCAGGCCCAGGGCAGUUACAGUUUCCUGGUCUGUGGGGUGAUCUUUGGCUGCCUGGCUUUUCUCUUCUACAUCUCGCUCCUGUUUUUCCACAGGAUACACCCUGAACUCUCAUCAGUCCUUACCCAAGACAAACCCCUUGGCGUGGAGAACCCUGAGAGCUACCAGAGGUGAAGACCUCAGCCUCCUGAGCGACAGGGUGACCAAACUGACACAGGAGGCCAAGGGUCACAGAGGAGGUCUCCCCUGCCACCUCGCUUUUUAUCUUUUUCUUUCACACUUAGCCAAGAAGUUGGGUCCUGUUCCCUGAGUGUUCCCUGGACAAAUCAAGCACCUGCCUGGCACUUUAGUGUCUUCUUCUCUGGUUCAGACUUACAGCCCACGGUAACCAGAUGGGAGGGCAAAAGACAGCGCUCACACCUCCCCGUCCCAUCACCCUGUGCAUGGGCUACACUCUGGGCUUCAGAUCACUUUUAGUUGAGGUUUAACAAAAAUGCCAAAAUCAUAAAGCUGAAUCAUUGCUAGGUGUAGAUAUAUUUAGAUAUAUUUUAAAUGAAUCAAAUCCCUCUGGCAUGUUGAAAAGGAUUUAUGUGUUCUUCCCUUACCCAUGGUCCAAAGUCCCUCGCAUUACUCCUGCAGAAACCAAGAGGUCACUUGUGUCCUAAGACAACAAAGGAAAUGCUGUAUCUUGUUUUGAGACCCUAGGUCAGCGGCACACGGGGCUAACUCGGACCAGCUUUAUACAAGCCGACUGUUAAAUUUUCAUUUUGAGAGCUAGUCGUGCAGCCAUGAUUUUUAAGUAAAUUAAUUUGCAGGUAAACGGAGGUAGUACUCAAGACACCACUUUCUAAUUUUACAUGGCCGAUGCCCCUGAGGUCACUGUGUCUGGGACACAGAAGGGGCGGUAUUUCUAAGUGACAGAAUGCUGCUGCUCCUCUCAGCUGCUCAGUGACAGUCCGAGGUCAGCCACGGCACAGAAAUGGCAAAACCACAUCGCGACCGUGGCCCCCCUCCCCGGGAACAGAUGGUUUUACCAGCAUCUCACUGCUAAUAAGCAAAGUUUAAUUGGUUCAGAAAGCACAAGGAGAAUGAAAUGGACAUCCUGUUUUUCCUUACUGACAUCUACACGGUGCAGAAGCAGCGCUGAGAAUUUUUAAAAAACAGCUCAUUGACGUUUUGUACCUUUUAUAGAGGAAAAUUUUAUACGGUGUCAAAGUCUUUUUUUUUCAUAGAAAUCUAGGCCUACUGAAUAAUUCAAGCCAUGCAGUAUACAGAGAGCGGUGUCUGUCAGGAGUCCGCAGUUCUAUACAGAACACAGAGGGUUAGUAAGGCAGAGAAUGCAAGAAUGCAGGCUCACCAGCCUGGACAAGGCUGAGCGCAAGGUUUCUGGAAUCACUGGUGUGGCUGUUACAGACUUCUGGAAGGAGUGAAACAUUCCGUUACAGUCAUGUGUUUACCUGUACAUUCUCUGUGCGUAGACAUGUGUUCAUGUGAACGCCCCAAGGGCUGCUCACACACCAGAACAGACACCUGGAUCAAGUACCAGCCUCACCUUCGAGCUGUGAGCCUGACCUCGCCCCCGCCCCCUCCGGCUCCGCCCCAUACAGCUCCGCCCCCUGCCCCGCCCCAGGCAUUACCAGUAAGGUGGCGUUUCUAAAAUCACCCUACCUCACAGGAGUUCUGAGAGAAUUAAGUGUGUAUGGAGUAUUUGCUACAUGCCCAACGUGGGAACCACCUUCCGAGGGCUCAAGUUUUCACGUUUAUUACAAGCCUCAUGAGCAGCUUAGACGCCAUUCACGUUUGGUACAAACUGUAACGCGAGGAGCAAAGGCCACUUUGAAACGCUGCGGCCUAAGCAAAUCCUUUUAACUCUAUUUAUAAAUCCUUUCCGAAGCACCUAAUGCUAGCCAAGUUGAAACGUGCAAUCCAACUGUAGUAACUGACCUGGGCGAGGAGAAAAGCAGUUGUAUUUUUUCUUGUAGUUUUUCAAGAAAACAUCCUUUUUUAUACAGAUUUAGAAAGAAAAAUCACUGGUUAUAUCUACAUUGGUGACGAUUGAUGUAUUAACAGAGAAGAUUAAACAAAUCUAAUACUUUCCUAAAA
Messenger RNA from Alexandromys fortis (reed vole), 3507 nucleotides. RefSeq names its product major facilitator superfamily domain containing 4A (gene Slc60a1). The transcript is spliced from 10 exons. Gene Ontology annotation, biological process: transmembrane transport. The coding region runs from base 37 to 1578 and encodes 513 amino acids. Lineage: Eukaryota; Metazoa; Chordata; Mammalia; Rodentia; Cricetidae. The record is from RefSeq and is a predicted model, not a curated record.